This is a messenger RNA of Anopheles funestus (African malaria mosquito), 2392 nucleotides long. RefSeq names its product sodium-coupled monocarboxylate transporter 1-like. Gene Ontology annotation, cellular component: membrane. The record is from RefSeq and is a predicted model, not a curated record. Gene Ontology annotation, biological process: transmembrane transport; sodium ion transport. NCBI's taxonomy places the organism in Eukaryota, Metazoa, Arthropoda, Insecta, Diptera, Culicidae. Gene Ontology annotation, molecular function: symporter activity. The transcript is spliced from 6 exons. Bases 86 to 1969 code for a protein of 627 amino acids.
ACCACUGAUGCCAUCCCAUCGCUUUGCCGACGGAUGCUGCUAUCCCUAGUUUCUAUAGUCCGUUCAUAAGGCGCGCACGUUAAAGAUGAGCUCUUCCAAACUUACCGUUGCCGAAGUGAGCGAAUCCUUGCAGCGAUUUGGCAUAGCGGACUAUAUCGUUUUCGUCGCCAGCCUGUUAGUAUGUGUAGUGAUCGGUGUGUACUUUGGGUGGAAAGAUUGGAGAGUACAGCGAAAGCGAAAACAGAACGUACGGCGUGGGUCAGAAGCGCUCAACUACCUGGUCGGUGGUAGAAAGAUGAAAAUUUUCCCAGUUGCAAUGUCUCUGAUUGCUAGCUUCAUUUCCGGCAUUGCGGUUAUGGGUGCGUCCACCGAGACGUAUCUGCACGGGACACAGUUUUGCUACGUCUUUACCGCGAUCAUUUUGAUGGCGUUCAGUAUGAACUUCAUAUUUUUGCCCGUGUACCAGGGUCUGGAAAUAACGUCUGCAUAUGCCUAUCUGCAGUUGCGGUUCGAUCGAAGAAUACGACUGCUCGGGUCAGGACUGUUCACUCUGGCAACGCUACUUCACCUUCCGAUCGUCAUUUAUGUACCUGCUUUGGCAUUCAAUCAGGUGUCUGGCGUAAAUGUACACAUAGUGUCUACUAGUGUCUGCAUGGUGUGCAUAUUCUACACUUUGGUGGGUGGCAUUAAAGCGGUCGUUUGGACGGAUGUGAUUCAAAUGUUCAUCAUGAUUGGUGCCUUGAUCUUGAUCGUCAUCAAGGGAACAGCCGACAUUGGUGGUCUUGGAGUACUGAUCGAAAGAAACCUGGCAAGCGGAAGAUUUGAACCUCCAAAUUUUAGUGUGGAUCCAACCGAACGGCAUACGAUCUGGGCCAUCUUUAUUGGGGGCGGGUGCUUUUGGAUGGGCAAAAAUGCAAUCCAUCAAAUGAUGAUCCAACGAUAUCUGGCAUUGCCUACCUUUCGUGACGCACAGAAAGCUCUCAUAUGCUUUACGGUUGGUAUAAUUCUACUACUGAUGACCUGUUUCUACAACGGGCUGCUGAUAUACGCGACAUUCUAUGACUGUGAUCCACUGACCACGGGAUUGGCAAAGGCUAAGGAUCAACUAUUGCCAGUACUACUGAUGAAGGUGCUUGGAAAUUAUCCCGGACUGGCGGGUUUGUUCAUAUCCGGCAUAUUUAGUGCCUCGCUCAGCUCACUGUCCACCGGACUUAAUUCACUUUCGGCGAUCGUGCUGGAAGAUUUCGUAAAGCCUUUCGUUAAGAAACCUCUGAGCGAACGAAGCACCCGGUACAUAAUGCGUGGAACCGUGCUAGCAUUUGGAAUCGUGGCUGUCGUUUUGGUGCUGGUGGUAGAAAAACUUGGUACCGUGUUACAGCUCUCGAUGAGUUUGGUACCGAUUUCGUUGGGUCCAUUGUUGGGAUUGUUUCUGCUGGGAAUGUUGCUGCCGUGGGUUGAUUCAACCAGUGCGUUCGGUGGAGCUAUAUGUGGACUGUUCACCAUGUCGUACAUCGUCAUUAGGGCACAAAUAGCGGUAGCUGCGAAGGAGAUGCUGAUUCCCGCGAAACCCGUAUCGGUGGAAGGAUGUGAGUACGAAUUCGUACUGCCACCGGGACAUAACACAUCCGCAACGCUUCCAACACAACCGAUAGAAAAGUCCAUCCAUCACGUGUCCUACCUGUUCUACACAUUCAUUGGUGCCGUGACGACCGUACUCGUCGGUUCCAUUUCCUCCGCCAUUUUGCGACGUCAGCAGCCGAACAAAUUAGAUCCGUUGCUGGUUGCUCCGUUUGUCAGAAAGAUAUAUUUCCCAGCAUCUAUACCGCGCACCAUUAUUACGACGCACACCUUUAAUAAAGAAGAUACCGAACUGUACAACAUGGUGUUUCUCGAGUACCGUGCGUCACGCUUAUGUGGCGCUUAUCCAUACCACAAUCGGAUUACACGUGAAAGUGGUGUUGAAUGGUAAUGAUCAAAAGUCAAGAGGCAAAAGUCUUAUCAUAUCUGUAAGAUGGGCUGGUCGGUUGACUAUUUCCGUCUUUGAUGGAUGCUAAGCUGCAUCCAUGGGCAACGUUGACAUAGGGGCAUUAUUUAUGCACCUUCCCGUUGGUGGCUUAUCUCUCGGUCCGUCGGUAGCUGCUGACAUUGUUGAUUAGCCUAGUGGUUGAGAAAGUUGGCGUUUCACUCUUGCUCAGUUGCCCAGCAGUUGCAUCGCAGAACGUUGUGCUAGUCAGCGAGUUCUUCCAGUACACUACUCUGGAUGAUCAGAAGGUGUUAAGUCGGUAGAUCGUCCUGGGAAGCAGCGCGUGCUUUAGGCGAGUCCUAAUUUUGUGAACCUAAGCCAACGGUUAGCGUCGGAACCCAUACCUACGGAAUUACUGUUCGGAAUAAA